This is a messenger RNA of Porites evermanni, 3826 nucleotides long. The record is from the annotation of a GenBank genome assembly. NCBI's taxonomy places the organism in Eukaryota, Metazoa, Cnidaria, Anthozoa, Scleractinia, Poritidae.
CUACAAAAAGCAACAGAUAGACUUGACCAAGAAGAUGUCAACUUGAAGUUACUCUUGUUGGAAAUUAACAGCACCCUCCUCCUAAAGGUAACGUUCUCUUCGCCUUAAGAAAAUGAGGUGUCCCCUGUAGGUUUCCUAUCUUUUAGACCAAUUUGUAGAGCUAUAUGUAUUUCCCAUGGGAAGGACGGGAAAUUAUGAGGAAACACUUUUGUUUUUUCCUUAAUAUCAUGGACCGAAAAAGAAAACGAGUAAUGAUAGAAUGAAUUCGCCACCUUAGAAAUAAGGACGAAACUGGAACGAAAAAGAUUUGUAAAUACUUUCUAGGAUUGCUACUAGCAGAAAAAAAAAUAAUGUUCCCAUAGCUGAUUGGUACGUCCGCAGUAACGAUCCCAUAAACAAAACUCUCUUGCAUAAACAAUUGUGUGACUCAUUUCGGCUUCAGUCGAUCCUUAUUUCUCAUUUUUUUUUCUUUUUAAAUAAUAAUCACCGUGUCCUUUGGUUUUAAAUUGACGACCUAGUGCAAGUUGACUAGAGAAGAAUACGCAAAAAUGAAGCUUUUUUUCUUUAAUAGUUCUCGUCUCUAGAGCGACGUUUGUAGUGUACAAUCCUGGACAAAAGUCCUUGAGACAGACAGUAAAAGCAUAACAGCAGUCAGUCUAUGUGUGUCACAAGCAAUAUUAUAAAAAUAACGCUCUCAUUUUCAAACUCCAUAUAACCCCUCCCUUUUCCCCUCCCAAUACAAUGUUGAAAAAUCAAAUAAAUUGUGCCUUGAUGGCUUCAAAACUGUCCGUGGGGUGGGGGGAGGGGGUGGGGACGUGCAGUGUUAGUAGCUCACGGAUAUGAAUUUAGCGUGUGUUAAAAAGUGUUCGAACUGUACAACUUUCCCAAGACUUUUGUCCAUGACUACGGAAAUGAUGACAAACAUAAAGAACAGAUAAAAACUUUUUUUUUUUUUCACGGUUCCUCGAAGGAUAGCUAAGUAACCCUGGGACGUACAAGCAAAUUCAUAACCCCGCCGUGGUACAAGAGGAAGGUGGGGGUGGAUGGAACCCCUCCCCGGAGUUUUUGACAUGUUGCAGUAUUUUGAAAUGAUUUUACCUUUAGUGGUGGCGCUGCUGAAGGCAUAUGACGUCACCGACAAUGGUCGCCAUCUUGGCCGCAAUCUUGGAUUUUACCAAGAAUUGGAAAUCAGGUUAAAACCGCGAGAAAUGGUAUUUUUUGUGCUUAACAUGAAAAAAAAAAACAUGAAUAAACACUUUGCAUGAUUUUAGCCACACGAUUUACUUUUAUUGUUGAAAGAAGUUAAAAAAACAUGUAUUUUCACCCAAAAAUGGCUUGACCACCUGCUGCUUAUGACGUCAUAUCUCGUAACCAUAGCAACUAACCAUCACUAAACUCGUCUCAAAAUCUGCGUGAGGGAUGAACGAACAGCUACUGAAAACGUCAGGUGCUGAUGUUUUAUCCCCCUCCCUGUACGUCCGAGGGUUAACCCGGGAUUAAGCAAAAUUUUAAGCAAGAUUUUCUUUUCUACUUGUAACUCGAGCUUACAAAAUACUGUUGUUCCUUUACUUCAAGAAAAAGAAAUGAUAACACAGAAUGUUACUCUAGGCAAUGUAUAGAAAGGUAAAUAUAAAAAGUGCAACAAAAUUUUCAUCCUGGAUUAGCGUUAAUCAGCCUUUCAGGAACCAGGCCCUGAGCAUUUAUUUUGUUUCCAGGUAGAGAAUGUCAGCAAACUUCCAGGCCCAGUCGGUCCUCCUGGCGUAAACGGCUCCCAAGGCCCCAUAGGUCCAGCAGGACCCCAAGGAUUUAACGGAUCCCAGGGUGCAAUAGGUCCCCAGGGAUUCAAUGGCUCCCAGGGACCUAUCGGACCACAGGGUCCUCAGGGUGCUGGGGACUUCUCUUUGUGUGAAUAUAUGAGCACCUCUUCAAAGGGAAGUCAGGAUACAGUAACAAGCAUUAACCCUGCUUCUAGUAUUCAAGUAUCUCUCGGGGAACCAAAUGUAAGUCUAUUAUUUUUGCUGUUGUUAUUAAUUAUUAUCAUUAUCAUUAUCAUCAUUGUUAUUUUUAUGAUAUAAUAUUUAUCACUUUUAGAAUUAGUUUUUUUUCCUUCUUCUAUGUUAAUUAAGAAUAAGUCCAUGAAACAUUCAGAGCUUUUCAAGAAUACAUUUGUAUAAAAAAGCUCAGUAGUUUUUAAAUGCAACUCCUUUUGUAGAUCAUUUACUAUUGUUUUCUCCAUUUUAUAUAGCUUCCUUCUAUCGACUUUGUAACAUUAGAUAUGUGUUUUUACCUAGUAAUCAAUCGAGAAUUAACAUUUUUAAUGAAAUGAACAAACACGUGCAAAGUUGUUGCUUUUCCAAUUUAAGCUCUUGAUUUUUUGCCGUUCUCGUUGCCGUCACCGUCGUCGUUGCUUAAGCUCCCUAAUAAACUUCUUACACACAUGUGCAGUGGCUCGGGAAGGAUUUCCUCUAAACAACUGUUUCUUAUUUAUCUUAAUUUUAUUGUUAUAUUUUUUUCUGGUCAGCUUAUCGUUAACUCCUGUUAUUAUUCAUUCAAAAUAUUUUCCCGAUUCUGAUUGGCUAAAAGCACUCGCUUAAUUCACCAUAAACAGUUUCUGAUGACCAAAUUUGGAAGAAUUUUGUGUUUAACGAGGAAAUAACGUCAAAAAUGCAGCGUUUUCGCAGGUUAAGGCACCGAUAACCGAGAAGACCUGGGGACGAGGUUGAGUUUUUUUGAUUGUGAACUUGAAAAAUGGCGGACAUUUCACUCGUUUCAAGACUAAGAACUAGGCGAAAAAAUAGCUAAAAACACGGCAAGAACAGCAACAAGGCAACUCGAAGGGCAUCUACUAUUUGGAGAAUAUUUGCGGAGCUGGACAAACCUUACCGUGCACUAUCGAAGAUGAACUUAUUAUUAUUAUUAUUAUUAUUAUUAUUAUUAUUAUUAUUAUUAUUAUUAUUACACUUUUGUGAGUUCUUUAGAGUGAUUUUACUUAACCCGUGAAAUAGGCAGUAGAAUAGUACACACUAUUAUACACUAAUUCUACUGUCUUCUUUUGUUUAUUUGCAGCUAUUUUGCUCUAGUUGUUAUUAUCUCUUUCACGGUUCAAAUAAAAUCACUCUUAAUGUUUGCGCUCAUUCAGCGAGUGUCAUUGGUUUGUUUAUCAAGUUCAAAUGAACUCGCGGAUGAAAAACCACUUAAAAAUUGUCUAAUCCUUGAUUGAUUGUAAUAAUAUAGAAUGCUCCUUGGUUAAAACUAAGCUAACGAAAUAACUACAAAAUCAUAUAAUUCCGUCUGACGCUCUUUAGGCCGAUCAGUCUAUUCGGUUCGAACGUUCAAAAUAAGUUGCGAUUAUUAUCAUGUUUUGUUUUGUUUUUUGUUUUGUUUUUAACCUGUUGCCAGGUUGUUUUUGUUGUUAUUAUUAUUAUUAUUAUUUUUAUUUUUAUUUUUUAUUUUUUACAAAAAUUACAGAAAAAAAGAAAAAAAAUGUAAUAUAAUAACGGAAAAGAAACGAAGCAUUAAUGCCACGACUAUCACUACGUACGUCAUUUCUAUGCCAAACAAGAUAUAAGUUGCGACUAUGUCCGUUAACAGGAACAAUUCCUCCCUCCAGAGAAGUGUAUAUCUCUCAUUUUUAUUCUUUUAGGACAAACGAAUAGUUGGUGUGUCAUGCUCCACGGACCGAGCCCAGAUGUAUCUUCUUUCAAGCGAAGUCAACCAAUCCAACGGUCAACGGUUUUAUCGCUGCGACUGUUCAGGACAUUUUGGUGCUGGAUCGCAGACUGUGACUUGUUUUAUGAACUACUGGCUUUGCCCUCUUUCUACAUAA